Armigeres subalbatus is the source of this 1670-nucleotide messenger RNA. RefSeq names its product dimethyladenosine transferase 2, mitochondrial (gene mtTFB2). Gene Ontology annotation, biological process: rRNA methylation; transcription initiation at mitochondrial promoter. The record is from RefSeq and is a predicted model, not a curated record. The coding region runs from base 99 to 1589 and encodes 496 amino acids. Gene Ontology annotation, cellular component: mitochondrial matrix. Gene Ontology annotation, molecular function: rRNA (adenine-N6,N6-)-dimethyltransferase activity; mitochondrial transcription factor activity. The transcript has 3 exons. NCBI's taxonomy places the organism in Eukaryota, Metazoa, Arthropoda, Insecta, Diptera, Culicidae.
AUCAAAACAAAAACAGAAAGCAAAAGUGGCAGCAAGUGUUUUGAAUUUGUUCAUCGUCCUCGGUUCUGUGAAAGUUUGUUUCGAAUUUCUUAUAAAAUAUGUUGGCCAGGCUACCGGUAAUUGUAAAACCCUCCAUAUAUCUCGAUCUACGGAUUAUUCGGAGCACGUAUGCUACUUCCACCGCCGCAACGCCAAAGCACAAUAAACAAAAUUCGUCAAAAGAUGAAUCUACCAAGCAAAGUAAUGUCUCCGCUCGAGUAGCCCGGGAAAUGAAAGACUAUUUCGACUCGGACCAGUUCGACAUGGUAAUGAAUAAAUUCCCCGCCAGUUUGUUAAGGCGCACGCAAGUCUCAGAACAGUUCUACCUGGCAGCGCCAAAGCUUGCAAAAAAUAUUGCGAAAUGGGUGACGGACGGGAUGGGUCCGGACCAACUCCUAGUGGAGGUCAACCCGGGCGUAGGAUUGUUGACGAAGGAGCUACUCAAGAAAACAAACAACCUUCUGCUGUACGAGACCGAUGAAAGUUUCGCACCGGAACUGGAAGAAAUGCUGAAGACUGAAAACCGGAAUGUGGAAAUUCGAUAUAAUGAUUUCAACUGUCAUUGGAAGUAUGACUUCAUGGACAAAAUCGAACAAAGUAGACGCAUGGAGAAGAUGCUUGAAGGUCUGCGGCGAGUACGGUGGAAAGACGAAGAGGUGAAUUUCAGGUUGUUUUCGGUUAUUGGAUCGUUGAGGUUCUUUAAGACGAUGGUCCAUUCCGUCGGUAUGCAAAAAGGACUGUUUCAACUUGGCAGGUGUGAGAUGUAUCUCGCGGUUCCGCCGCUUAUAUAUAUGCAAUUGACCUGUCGAACGGAAGCCGGCUACAAACUGUAUAGCAGGAAUAGUGUUCUGUUUCAAAUAUUUUUUGAACAUGAACUGAUUGCAAAAAUUCCCCGAAAGGAUUUUUUACCCUGGCCCGUUAAUGUCAGCGGCAAGGGAAAGAUUCAAACGCAGCAGCUCCGGCUCAAUAUGAUGGGAUUAGAUGAACUUUACUUGAUGCGGGUCGUUCCCCGGAGGAAUUUGUUUGAUUUUUGCCUGCCCGACAACUUGAAGUUGCUGAUGUUUUUUGUUUCGCAGAAUAUGAUCAGCCGGAAAAAUCGCAUUAUACCCGCGUUGGAGCGCUGGAUCCCGUACUCUGGCGCUCGACUUAUCCUAAAUCAGAACUAUGUUGCAUCUUCUAAGCAGCUUGUCGAAAACCACAAUGAUUCGUCCAUGAUAGGACACAAUUCGUCACCUCUGCGGGAGUAUGAUUUUCCAAAUCCGUUGACUAUUUUUACGGAAUUCGGUGAGUUGACACCGUCACAGAUCCUGACUAUGUUCAACGAAUUCAUCAGCUGGCCCGAGUAUCAGCAAUCGCCCUUUCUGCAGCAUUCGGAACAAUACUAUACUAAGCAAGUGCACAGCAGUAAGCAGGAUGUGGCAACGGCGACUGCCGAAGGAAGUGUGGAAGGCAGUACAAUGGGAGUAAGUAGCGAUAAAGAAGAUUUGAUGGAAGAGGAGGAAGCAAGUGGAAUAGCAGAUCCAUCGGAAACCCGGCGGAUAAAGAGCUGAUAUGAGGCUAGUUUUGGAAAGGUAAGUUAUGCUGUAUAAAAUACAGUAUGGAAAAUAUAAUCUAUAAUGUAGCAAGUUCAA